AUGAUGUUGCCAUGGAAACAAAUUGUUCUGCUAUCAAUCACGGGAUGCCUCGCAGUAUCCACAGCCUUUACAGACGAUGUUGUAUUUCAAGGACCGAAAUUCAGGAUGGAACCAAUUGACCUCAUUUUGCCGAUCAACUCCCCCAACCAGCAGGCCACCAUUAUGUGUGAUGCAGAAGGGAGCCCUACUCCACAGUACAGAUGGUCACUAAACGGAACACUCAUCGAUCUUGGGAAUGACUACCGGCGUCACAUGUCUGGGGGCAGCCUGAUCAUUAGCAAUCUGGACAAGGACCAAGACUCUGGGAUAUACCAGUGUAAAGCAUUCAACACGAGAGGUUCUAUCCUGAGCCGGAAGGCCAGCAUCCAAUUUGCAUAUCUUGAUAACUUCAAAACACAAACAGUGAGAAGUACAGUCAACGUCCGAGAAGGUCAAGGAGUGGUUCUCUUAUGUAGCCCACCGGCACAUUCUGGAGAACUGACUUUUGCAUGGAUCUUCAAUCAAUAUCCCCACUUUGUCCAACAAGACAGUCGUCGCUUCAUCUCACAGGAGACUGGAAGUCUGUAUAUUGCCAAAGUUGAACCCUCAGAUGUGGGCAACUACACUUGUGUGGUCAACAAUACCAUCACAAAGGAGAAGGUGUUAAGCUCCCCGACCCCACUGGUCCUCAGAAGUGAUGGAGUAAUGGGAGAAUAUGAACCUAAAAUAGAAGUUCAUUUCCCUGACUCGAUUCCAGCUGCAAAGGAAUCACUUGUGAAACUGGAAUGCUUUGCUCUAGGAAAUCCUGUCCCAGAAAUAAGCUGGAGGAGAAUAAGUGGAGUCCCUUUUCCAAGUAAAGUAAAAAUGAAAAACUCAAACGCCGUUCUGGAGAUUCCAUAUUUCCAGCAGGAAGAUGCAGGAACCUAUGAGUGUAUUGCAGAAAAUCGACGGGGUAAAAAUGCAGCACGUGGUCGUAUUUCAUUCCAUGCUAAACCUCACUGGUUCCAGACAAUGGCAGACACAGUUCUGUCCAUCCACCAAAAGCUGUUCUGGGAGUGUAAGGCCAAUGGAAAACCGAAACCAUCAUACAGCUGGCUGAAGAAUGGCGAGCAUGUGAUGUCAGAGGACUGGAUACAUAUUGAAAAUGGUGCCCUGUCCAUUGCUGCGUUAAACCUGUCAGAUUCUGGAAUGUAUCAGUGCGUAGCUGAAAAUAAACAUGGCAUUAUUUAUUCCUCUGCCCAACUAAUGGUGUUAGCAUCACCUCCCAGUUUCUCCAAAAGUCCAUUAAAGGCCGUGGUAAAAGCUCGCUUAGGUAGCGAAGUCACUCUUGAAUGCAAGCCCCAAGCCUCGCCCCCAGCAAUUAGCCUGUGGAAAAAGGACAAUGAGAUGCUGCAAAGAAAUGAAAGAAUUACACUGUUUUCCAGCGGAGCACUAAAGAUUACCAACGUAACCACAAGUGAUGCAGCCAGCUAUACAUGCAUUGCUAAGAACCAGUUUGGGACAGCAAGCACCACUGGGAGGCUGCUUGUCACUGAGCCAACCCGAAUUACUGUGAGGCCCACAAACAUUGAGAUUAUUGUUGGCGAGAGCAUCGUGUUGCCGUGCCAGAUUGCCUGCGAUCCAGCUCUGGAUGUCUCUUUCUCAUGGGCAUUUAAUGGCCAGCUCAUCGACUUCCAGCAAGACAGUGAUCAUUUUGAGAGAGUGGGCGGGAGUAUAUCUGGGGAUCUGAUGAUUCGGAACAUUCAACUGAACCAUGGAGGAAAGUACGUGUGUGUCAUUGACACUGAGGUCGAGAGUCUGUCCACUUCUGCCAUCCUGGUUGUCAAAGGUCCACCAGGCCCUCCAGACAAAGUAACAGUGGAGGAAAUCACAGACAGCACGGCACAGCUUUCCUGGACUCCUGGAAGGGACAAUGGCAGCCCCAUCACCGGUUAUAUCAUCCAGGGUCGGACUCCUUUUACUGUGGGCUGGCAGGCUGUUGAGACGGUGCCUGAAGUGAUAAAUGGUAACACACUGACUGCGACAGUGGUGGGUCUAAACGCUUGGGUGGAGUAUGAAUUCAGAGUAGUGGCACGCAAUAAUGUGGGCCUUGGCGAGCCCAGUCCAGCCUCGGCCAAAACCAGGACAGAGGAUACCAUUCCUGAUACAGCUCCCACUGAAAUUGGAGGUGGAGGUGGCACAAAGUCUGAAUUAGUGAUAACAUGGGAGCCUGUGUCUGAGGAAUUGCAGAAUGGUGAAGGGUUCGGCUACAUCGUCGCUCUCAGGCCAGUGGGCACAGUUACUUGGACACGAGCCAUCAUCUCCACACCGGGCAUUGCACGUUAUGUCUUCCACAAUGACUCCAUCCCACCAUUCUCUCCUUUUGAUGUGAAAGUGGGAGCUUUCAACAACCGAGGGGAGGGGCCAUUCAGCUCUAUCGCCACAGUGUAUUCAGCAGAGGAUGUACCCAGUGUGGCUCCUAAGAGGGUUAUACCUAGGAUUGUGUCUGCAACACAAAUUGAAGUAAUCUGGGAAGCUGUUCCUGCCAGCCCUGAAAGAGUGCUUGGAUAUGAGGUUAUGUACUGGGAAGAUGAUACCAAGCCUGACACUGUGGGCAAAGUUCGCAUCUCAGGAAACUACACCGUUGUUAACAUCACGGGUCUGAAUCCAAACACGGCGUAUUAUCUUGCAGUGGCCGCCUCCAAUACGGCUGGCCCCGGGCCGCAGUCGGUGCCUAUCAACAUCACAACAAAGAAACCACCGCCUGAUCGGGCACCUCUCAACAUACAGUGGUCCAUGAUUGGGUCCACACUCUCAGUGCAUUGGGAUCCUAUUGUCGCCAUGGAAACAGAGUCAAAAGUCACCGGAUAUUUGGUGCUGGUGAAAAAACAACGUUACAAUGACAUGAACUAUUUUGUCACAAAUAAAACAUCUAUGGAGCUCAGCCUGUCCAGCAAUGACAACUAUCUCAUUCAGAUCAAGGCCAUGAGUGAGGGAGGUGAAGGUGUAGGCAGUGAACCCAUCCACAUCCACAAAUUAAGCAUGGGAGCACGAGGCUCAAGGGCAUCUUGUUUCACCCCAUUCAACCUUUUUGCAGCACUCAUCUGCGCACUGGUUUACCUCAUCUGGUGAUGUCUAAUCAAAAAGUCCAGUGCUCCCGACAGUCCUUUCAGUCUGCUUGUACAAAUGUUAUCCCUCCACUGGAGGGCCCAGGGUUCAGCGAGAAAACUUGGGGAUUCCUUAAAGGGAACAAUGUUUAAGGGUUCAUGUCAGCAAAGGCUUCAAGGAAAAGAUGUAACAAUUUAGUGCAUGAUCCCUAAAUAUAUUUCAUUGGGAGUUAUAAGUGCCACUAUGCUGCUUCAUGACAACAACAAGACUUAUCCAAUGUGUCUAUAACAGACACAAAUGCCUUAAAAUCGAUUUUACACAGGCACUCUGUACCAAAUUAGGAAAGAAGAGUAUGCUCGUGUGAUGAAAAUUUUAAUUUCGGGGAAAAAAAGGACAACCUGUACAUAAAGUUUAACCUGUUAUCAUUGUUUGAUUUUGUUUUAACGUCUCAAAUUUUCAAUUUUAUGAGCAAACGUUCUAACCAAGUUCAUUUCACUUAAACAAAUA
This is a messenger RNA of Syngnathoides biaculeatus (alligator pipefish), 3573 nucleotides long. It is a transcript of the gene cntn3b, whose product is annotated as contactin 3b. Lineage: Eukaryota; Metazoa; Chordata; Actinopteri; Syngnathiformes; Syngnathidae. The transcript is spliced from 22 exons. The coding region runs from base 1 to 3090 and encodes 1029 amino acids. The record is from RefSeq and is a predicted model, not a curated record. Gene Ontology annotation, biological process: cell-cell adhesion; brain development. Gene Ontology annotation, molecular function: cell-cell adhesion mediator activity.